Symbiodinium sp. CCMP2456 is the source of this 642-nucleotide messenger RNA. The record is from the annotation of a GenBank genome assembly. NCBI's taxonomy places the organism in Eukaryota, Dinophyceae, Suessiales, Symbiodiniaceae.
GUCGUCCCCAUGUACUGCUGUUGCAGCCCGGAGGAGGAUGUCAAGGCUACGAUGGUGGAGGUCGAUUCGGUGAACCCUAAGGAAGAUUACAAGAAGCUUGAAGAGGCCAUUGCCAACGGGAAAUUGUCGAAUGCAGAAACCUUCACGGUGAAGAUCCAGAAGCAGAAUGGCCAAAGCGGCUUAGAGUUUUCCAAGGCGGACACCGGCGUGCUGACUGUGAGCGGCGUGGUGCAGCCUGGUGCUGUGGCUGACUGGAACGACAGGUGUCCCCCUGGCCAGGAUAUUCGGCUCUACGAUCGAGUCCUGAGGGUCAAUGGCAAGGCCGGCAGCGCCAUGGACCUUCUCACUGCCUUACGAGAAGAGGUGGAGGAGCUCGAGGUCGUGAUGGAGCGGCCGAGGAUCAGGGAGGUGGAGGUGAGGAAGGAAGGUCGUGAGCUGGGUUUGGUCCUCUUCGUGUCCACCGCCAACCGGCUUCACUCCGGUCUCGUGGUGUCGAUGGUGAAGGAGGGCGCCCUCGUGAGCGACAUCAAGCCCCACGAUCGCAUCAUUGAGGUCAAUGGGCAAGUGCUGCCACCCUCCGAGCUAUUGGAAGGUGUUCGAGGGGAGCAGCUGACGAUGAAGAUCUGCUGCUACCGUUGCUGA